This is a messenger RNA of Octopus bimaculoides (California two-spot octopus), 387 nucleotides long. RefSeq lists its product as uncharacterized. The record is from RefSeq and is a predicted model, not a curated record. Lineage: Eukaryota; Metazoa; Mollusca; Cephalopoda; Octopoda; Octopodidae.
AUGGUUGUUGCAUUCGAGGAUAACGCUCCAACUUUAUUAACAGUGCAAAAGUGGGCAGUUGACUUUAAAAAGGGAAAGGAGAGUCUUGAUGACGACCUAAGAUUUGGAUAUCGUGCAACUGCCACCACAGAGGAAAUACUUGAUUGUAUUCACCACAUGCUGGUGGAUGACAGGCGAUUGUCUAUAAUUCAAAUAGCCAGUGCUAUUAGUAAAUCCUGUGAGAGGGUUGAGAAUACUCUGCACAAUGAACUUAGUAUGACAAAGGUUUCGGCUCAGUGGGGGGCACGUUGUCUGACUCCUGAUCAAGAGCGCACAAGGCUGAUCACAACACAGCAAAAUCUGAUAUUGUUUGAAGCUGAACCUGCUAGUUUGAACCAGCUACUUUGA